Molecule: messenger RNA, 2810 nt
Organism: Dama dama (fallow deer)
Lineage: Eukaryota; Metazoa; Chordata; Mammalia; Artiodactyla; Cervidae
Gene: TP53I11
Product: tumor protein p53 inducible protein 11
Exons: 8
Coding region: 235-804 (189 amino acids)
Source: RefSeq, a predicted model, not a curated record
CGCACAGGGCGCCGCGCGCAGUCCAGCCGGCCCUGCCCUGCCCUGCCCCGCGCGGGCGGCGCGAUGUGAAGCGCCCGAGGGCCCGAGUCCCCCAGCUCCGCGCAGCGCCGGCGCCAGCAGGCGCUACGAACAUUUUGUGCUGACUGAAGGUGAGGACGGCCACUCAACUCCCCUCAGCGUCUCCAUCGCCCGGCACACAGUAGCUCUCCUGCAGAGGCCGGGCCCCAGGACACAAUGGCAGCCAAGCAGCCCCCGCCUCUCAUGAAGAAGCACAGCCAGACGGACCUCGUGAGCCGCCUGAAGACCCGCAAGAUCCUCGGCGUGGGCGGGGAGGACGAUGAUGGGGAGGUCCACCGCUCCAAGAUCAGCCAGGUCUUAGGCAAUGAUAUCAAGUUUGCUGUUCGAGAGCCUUUGGGGCUCAGAGUCUGGCAGUUUGUCUCUGCUGUUCUCUUCUCCGGCAUUGCCAUCAUGGCCCUUGCCUUUCCAGACCAGCUCUACGAUGCGGUCUUCGACGGAGCGCAGGUGACCAGCAAGACCCCCAUCCGCCUCUAUGGCGGUGCCCUCCUCAGCAUCUCCCUGAUCAUGUGGAAUGCUCUCUACACGGCUGAGAAGGUCAUCAUCCGAUGGACUCUGCUCACUGAAGCCUGCUAUUUCUCGGUCCAGUUCCUGGUGGUCACGGCCACGCUAGCCGAGACGGGCCUCGUGUCUCAGGGGAUCCUGCUGCUGCUGGCCAGCCGCCUCCUUUUUGUCGCCAUCAGCGUUUACUACUAUUACCAAGUCGGCCGAAAACCCAAGAAGGUGUAGCCACCCGCAGGGCCAGGGGCCCCUCUGGGGCAGGGAGGCCCUGGGACCGCCCUCGGGUCCCCUUUGGUUCUGGAAGGCAGGAAGCACCCUGCCCUGGGCAGGCAGGGCGGGCGCCUUCCCCUUCCUCCCCGGAUGCUGUGAUCUCUCGGGCCUUCAGAGCUGGGGAGGGAACGGGGCCCCUGUACCCCGUCCUGCCCCCUGCACGGUGAUGCCGCCUUCUCGUGAGCCUCCCAGCCUCUGGAUCCCCCUGGAGAGAUGCUCACGGGAGAGCUUGAGUCACGGGCAUCCAGCCGGGCCAGGCCCCUUCCCCUGUCACGAGACCCUUCUUUCUUGAGAGGCUGUGGACCGCCUCCCUGUCCGUCCCCUGCACCUCCCGGCCAACGCUGCCCAAGCUGCCAAACUUGGCUCCCUCCCCUGCCUGGAAGACCCGAGACCUCGACCCUGGGCCCCUUCCCUUCCAUGCAGGCCCCCUCCGCACACAGGGGCCCCUGUGCCCCCUAAACGCCCAGCACAGCUGUGGGCUGGCAGGGAGCCGGGUGGGGGGCCACCUUUGAGCCAGCACCUCCCUUUCCGCCUCCCGGGGGCAGCAGGGCCCUGUCCUCAGCCCCGGGCUCACUCUUGGCUUCUCUGCCUUGGCCCCAGCUUGUGGAGGCCCCCUAGAUGCCCCCUUCCUCUUGGCCCCAGGCCGGCCCUGACAGAUGGACCCCCGGGUAACCCUGGAUGAAGGCCACCUGUCAGUGAUGGGGCUUGAGGUCAGGCAGAGAGAAGAGCAUUCCUCCUCACUUGGGCGUGUCCUCCGGGGUUUGCUGCACAUCCAGCCCAGCCCCCUUGGCCACCUUCCCCCCUUCCCCAGGGUGCUGCCCUUUGGCCUUCUGUCCUGGGUUUGCCACGAGGCCCGGCUGUGGGUGUGACUGGGUACCCUUCAAAGCUCAGCAGGGCAAAAAAAAAAAAGAAACAGUUCAGCAGGCCUCCUCCACUCACACCCGUUUCCCCCACUGCCCCGAAGGGGCUGAGACCCCUGCAGGCCCAGCACCCUUGUGCUGCCCAGCCCCCACCGGGAGUCCCUCCUUCGCUCUGUCACGCCGGGACUGGCGGCCCCCGUGUCCUGGGGACGGGUGUGCAGGGAAGCAGGCCGGGCCCAGACUUGCCUCCUGUCUCAGCACCGUGUUGAAGGGGCGGGCUGGGUGGUCCUGAGGUGUAGCCCAGCUCUAGCUGCUGCCACGUGGGGGUCCCCCACCCCGCCCUUGGGCCUCACUGCCCUCCCCCACGCCCACAGCUGUCCAUGCGGCCACAAAGCCGGCGCCAUGGCCUUUGCCCAGUGAUGCCACUGCUGUUAACGGAAGCCCACUCGGCGGGUCGGGAGCCCAAGGCUGCUGGCUGCGGCUGAGGGCAGGGGAAGCAGGACCCUGAGGACGGGCCAUUCCCACGGGGCCUCCGUCUCUUGGGCUGAGGUUCUGGUCUCCCUGUAGAAUCGUGUCCACCCCGCCGCACCCCUCCACCGAGUCCCAGGCAGGCCCGGAGCCAGUGCGGCCUUUGGAAGGAGGUGUUGGUGGCGGGCGGGCCGUGCCCCCCCCCCCCGCCCCCGCCGGCCCCGCUGUGUUGAAGCUGACGCAUGCUUUUCGAGGCCUGGCUACUGCGCCAGCAAGUGAUGGACAGUUUGUCCUAAGAACCAACUGCUGAGCAGGGGAGGGAGGCUGGCAGGGAAGGGGGAAGCGUGGGCGCCGGAGCAGGGCCCCGGGCCGGGCCAGCCAAGCUGGGGAGGGUGGCACGGCCUUGGCUCCUGAGAGGGUGAACAAGGGCCCGCAGGGACGGCGCUGUCCCUCCUGAAGGCUCGAGAAGAUCCAGCGUGUCCCCGCCCGGUUCACUCCCACCAAGCUCCUGCCUCAGCCCCAGCCUCCUCCACCCCCACCCCCAAUCAAGACCACCGUUCCUCACGGUCACUAUUUAUUCUUCGUUCCUUUUUCUUUUUGUAAGAAACAGUCACAAAAACCAGUGCAAAACCGUCA